AUGGAAGAGCUCACGGCUUUUGUAUCCAAAUCUUUUGACCAGAAAAGCAAGGAUGGUAACGGCGCAGGCGGAGGCGGAGGAGGUAAGAAGGAUUCCAUUACGUACCGGGAAGUUUUGGAGAGCGGACUGGCGCGCUCCCGGGAGCUGGGGACGUCGGAUUCCAGCCUCCAGGACAUCACGGACGGCGGCGGCGGCCACUGCCCGGUGCAUUUGUUCAAGGACCACGUAGACAGUGACAAGGAGAAACUGAAAGAAUUCGGCACCGCGAGAGUGGCAGAAGGGAUUUAUGAAUGCAAAGAGAAGCGCGAGGACGUGAAGUCGGAGGACGAGGACGGGCAGACGAAGCUGAAACAGAGGCGCAGCCGUACCAACUUCACGUUGGAACAGCUCAACGAGCUGGAGCGACUCUUCGACGAGACCCAUUACCCCGACGCCUUCAUGCGCGAGGAGCUUAGCCAGCGCCUGGGGCUCUCCGAGGCGCGCGUGCAGGUUUGGUUCCAGAAUCGGAGAGCCAAGUGCCGCAAACAAGAGAAUCAGAUGCAUAAAGGCGUCAUCUUGGGCACAGCCAACCACCUAGAUGCCUGCCGGGUGGCACCAUACGUCAACAUGGGAGCCUUACGGAUGCCUUUCCAACAGGUCCAGGCUCAGCUGCAGCUGGAAGGCGUGGCCCACGCGCACCCGCACCUGCACCCGCACCUGGCGGCGCACGCGCCCUACCUGAUGUUCCCCCCGCCGCCCUUCGGGCUGCCCAUCGCGUCGCUGGCCGAGUCCGCCUCGGCCGCCGCGGUGGUCGCCGCCGCCGCCAAAAGCAACAGCAAGAAUUCCAGCAUCGCCGACCUGCGGCUCAAGGCGCGGAAGCACGCGGAAGCCCUGGGGCUCUGACCCGCCGCGCAGCCCCCUGCGCGCCCGGACUCCCGGGAUCCGCGCGCCCCGCCUGCACAGCGCGUCCUGCACUCAACCCCGUCUGGAGCUUCUUCCGCGGCCACCGUGCUCCGGGCACCCCGGGAACUCCUGCAAGAGGCCUGAGGAGGGGGCUCCCGGGA
Messenger RNA from Symphalangus syndactylus (siamang), 1043 nucleotides. Its product is annotated as short stature homeobox protein. Gene Ontology annotation, cellular component: nucleus. The record is from RefSeq and is a predicted model, not a curated record. Gene Ontology annotation, biological process: regulation of transcription by RNA polymerase II. NCBI's taxonomy places the organism in Eukaryota, Metazoa, Chordata, Mammalia, Primates, Hylobatidae. Gene Ontology annotation, molecular function: DNA-binding transcription factor activity, RNA polymerase II-specific; sequence-specific double-stranded DNA binding.